This is a messenger RNA of Kazachstania africana CBS 2517, 915 nucleotides long. RefSeq names its product Hif1p (gene HIF1). The coding region runs from base 1 to 915 and encodes 304 amino acids. Gene Ontology annotation, molecular function: protein binding. The transcript has a single exon. NCBI's taxonomy places the organism in Eukaryota, Fungi, Ascomycota, Saccharomycetes, Saccharomycetales, Saccharomycetaceae. The record is from RefSeq and is a predicted model, not a curated record.
AUGAAUACUGCUCAAUUAGACGUGGUAAAGAAGGCUGAGGCCACCGAAGAUCAUGGAGAGGCUGCUACUUUGUAUAUUGGUCUGCUGAAUGAUUUAGAUAGUACGUCAACAGAAUAUUUUGAUACUCUAUUCAAGUUGGCUCGUGAAUUGUACCAACAUGGUGUAAAAACAAGUGAUAUACUGCCAAUGGAUGAUGAAGACUUCUCUUCUGGGGAAGAAGAAGGAGAAGAGGAGGAGGAAGAAGAAGAACAAGAAGAAGAAGAAGAAGAAGAAGAAGAAGAAGAAGAGGAGGAGGAGGAGAAGGAAGAGACAAAUAUCAAUACAAGAUUAUACCAAUUCAACAACGAAGAAGAAGACUUGGAAGAAGAAAAAGAUACAAUAUCUAAUUGUUUAACGCAAGGCAAUUUGUUUGAAAACUCAAUUGAUUUACUAAAUGAGUGUCUGUCAAAUGCCAACGACGACAAACAAAAGUUGUGUCAAAUAUACGCUUUAAUUGGAGAUAAUUACCUGGAACUGGAAGACUUCAAGAACUGUGUCAACAGCUAUGAAAAAGCGAUUUCGUGCUUGAAUCCAAAAGACGAUUUGAAGAAGAUCGUUGACUUACAUUUGAGAGUUAUUGAUUCGUUGAAAUGGGACUCUUCAAAUGCAAAACUCUUGAAGAAAAGGAUCAAGAAGACCCUCUCACUAAUCAGUGACAAGCCUGCAUACAAAGAUACAGUACAACAGUUGAAUGAAGAGCUAGACUCUCUUGACAUGGAGAAAGUCGACAUUAGAAAACAAUUCCCAGAUUUUGAUAAAAUCGUCAAGAGAGCCUUCAGCAACACGCUUGAAUUCGACGAAAAUGAAGACCUUCAAGAAGGGCAGUCCAUCAACGACCUUUCAUCGAUGGUCAAGAAGAAGAAAUCAAAGAAGUAG